Messenger RNA from Oldenlandia corymbosa var. corymbosa, 6585 nucleotides. The record is from the annotation of a GenBank genome assembly. NCBI's taxonomy places the organism in Eukaryota, Viridiplantae, Streptophyta, Magnoliopsida, Gentianales, Rubiaceae.
AUGGAGGAAAGAAGAGUUUUUUACUCCAUAAUGCUCAACUUCUUUGUUCAUGUUCUGUUGAUCUUCCCUGGCCUUGUUCAAAGCUUUGGGAAGGACCAGGCUGGUUCACUAAUGUCCUUUCGCCGGGCGAAGAGGGUCGCCCGGAACACUAUUAAAGAUAUGGACUUGACAUUUGAGACAUUAAUGAGCUUGGAAGAUGGAACAAAAACAACAUUUUUUGAUGGUGGAAAGAUGGAAGAUGACCUGAUCAGGAAUGGCCUUCCUGGGCAACCAGCUGGGGUGACAUUUAAGCAGUAUGCCGGAUAUGUUGACGUUGACAAAGCCAGUGGAAGAAGCCUUUUCUACUAUUUUGCUGAGGCAGCUGAGGAUCCACAUGCCAAGCCUCUUCUUCUCUGGCUAAAUGGAGGGCCUGGUUGUUCAUCACUGGGUUAUGGCGCCAUGAUCGAAUUAGGACCUUUUGGUGUUAACCCUGAUGGAAAAACUCUCUACUUGAGAGAAUAUGCAUGGAACAGAGCUGCAAACACACUCUUCCUGGAGUCUCCAGCUGGUGUUGGUUUUUCUUACUCUAAUACUACUUCCGACUACAAAAUUGCAGGGGAUAAAAGAACGGCUGAAGAUGCAUAUACCUUUUUGGUUAAUUGGUUUAAAAGAUUCCCCCAUUAUAAGGCUCGUGAUUUCUACAUCAUGGGAGAAAGCUAUGCAGGUCAUUAUGUUCCUCAGCUUGCAGACAUCAUCAUCAAAAAGAAUGCAAUGGUGGGAUCAGCAACAAAGAUCCAGCUGAAAGGAAUCAUGAUAGGGAAUGGGGUGCUGAAUGAUGAAAUAGAUGCAAAGGGAACAUAUGAUUUCCUAUGGACCCAUGCCCUCAUUUCUGAUGAAAUGUAUCAGAGGCUUAGAGAUACUUGUAUGGUGGAAACCAAAGUUUGUGAACAAGUUGAAGAUGCAGGGAAGCUAGAAUUUGGAGACAUUGACAUGUCAAAUAUAUAUGGUCCUUUGUGUUCACCCUCUGAUACUGAAGCAUUGCAUGCCAAUCAAACCAAUUUGCCUCCUUCUUGGCAACUCUGCAGUGACAUAAUCAACGAUUGGCAGGACAGCCCUUCAUCAAUGUUUCCUGUAUAUAAGCGGCUUGCCGCAUCAGGUCUUCGAAUACUGCAAUUCAGUGGAGAUGUGGAUGUCAUAGUUUCGGUAACUAGCACUCGCUAUUCUAUCGAAGCUAUGAAAAUGAAAGUGAUCAAACCAUGGCGUCCGUGGCUCGAUGAGUCCUAUGAUGUUGCGGGAUACGAGGUGACAUAUGAUGGCCUAACGUUUGCAACAGUUCGAGAAGCUGGUCACCAAGUUCCUGAAUAUCAACCGCGCCGAGCUUUAGCUUUGUUGAAUAGACAUCUCCGUACACGUAGUUCGAAAAUGUUGGUUAAUUUCGCGACGGAAGAGGAUGUCGACUACAAUGUUGGAGAUUCGUCGCCGGUUUGUGUGGGUUCUCCACAAGGGUCGAAGGCGGCAGAUAAAAUCACCGCCUUGCCGGGGCAACCAAAUGGAAUCAAAUUUGAUCAGUACUCCGGGUAUGUUACCGUGGAUCCAAAUGCGGAUCGAGCACUUUUCUACUGGUUUGUUGAAUCCCACAAUUCUUCUUCCAAGAAGCCUCUCGUGCUUUGGCUUAAUGGAGGUCCUGGUUGCUCUUCACUUGGGGCCGGAGCGCUUACUGAACUUGGUCCUUUUCGAGUCAAUAGCGAUGGAAAAACACUCUGGCAAAAUCCAUAUGCUUGGAACAAUGUUGCCAAUGUGCUUUUCCUGGAAUCUCCGGCGGGUGUUGGGUUUUCUUAUUCAAACACUACAUCGGGUUACGUCGUCGGCGAUAAACGAACUGCCGAAGAUUCUUACACAUUUCUAGUCAAUUGGUUAGAAAGGUUUCCAGAAUACAAAGCCAGGGAUUUUUUCAUAGCCGGAGAAAGCUAUGCCGGACAUUACGUACCUCAACUUGCACAAUACAUCCUCAAAAAGAACAAAAUCACUAAUCACAUUGUUGUCAACCUCAAAGGGAUUGCUGUAAAUGAAUGUGCACAAUACCGGAAUGAAGCCUAUGCAGCUCAAGGCAACAUUGACCCUUACAACAUCUAUGCUCCCAUUUGUUUGUCAUCUUCUUCUAAUUCCUCUCUUUCUUCACAACGUCCACCUUCGGUGUCCCAAUUUGAUCCAUGCAUUAGUAACUACGUCCAUGCUUACCUAAACACUCCCGAAGUGCAACAAUCAUUCCAUGCAAAUAUCACCGGAUCACUUCCUGGAACCUGGGAGAUUUGCAACUACUUCAUGAAUGAAAACUGGCAGGACGAGCCAAAAUCAGUGCUACCAGUCAUCAAGAAACUGAUUAGAAGCGGAGUCAGUGUUUGGUUGUAUUGCCCAUCCCCAGAGGGACGAUUGAACCUAGGACUAGCUCAAAGAUCGAGCUCGGCUCGAAAACUCGAAAUCAAUUUGAAAGUUUGUCUUUUUGUUGCAUCCGUACAAUGUUAUGUCGGAGUUGGCAACGAUCCUCUUACAGAACAUCUCCGUUCUCGUAGCUCCAAAGAAUCAUUCAAUUUUCUAACAGAAGAGGAUUUGGACAACAACGUCAGGUACUCGCCGGUUUAUGUUGGUUCUCAAGAUGGAUUAAAGGCAGCUGAUCAGAUCACCGCCUUGCCGGGCCAACCAGAUGGACUUAGUUUCAACCAAUACGCCGGAUAUGUGACCGUUGAUCCGAACGCCGGACGAGCCUUGUUUUACUAUUUUGCUGAAUCGGAAAACUCUUCUUCCAAGCCAUUAGUCCUUUGGCUAAAUGGAGGUCCAGGUUGCUCCUCACUUGGGGCUGGAGCGUUUGCCGAACUUGGUCCUUUUCGAGUUAAUAGCGAUGGUAAAACACUCUGGCAAAAUCCGUAUGCUUGGAACACUGCUGCCAAUGUACUAUUCCUCGAAUCUCCGGCGGGUGUUGGAUUUUCAUACUCAAACACUUCAUCAGAUUAUGUCACCGGUGAUAAAAGAACAGCCGCAGAUUCCUAUACAUUUCUAAUCAACUGGUUAGAAAGAUUUCCAGAGUACAAAACCAGGGAAUUCUUCUUAACCGGAGAGAGUUAUGCCGGCCACUACGUACCUCAACUUGCUCAACUCAUCCUUCAAAACAACAAAAUCAUGACUAACCAAACUGUCAUCAAUCUCAAAGGGAUUGCUAUUGGAAAUGCGUAUGUGGACGUUGAAACACAAAACCGUGGGGUGAUUGAUUACAUUUUGUCUCAUGCUCUAAUCUCAGAUGAGAUCUAUCAGGGCAUAAUUUCAAACUGCAAUUUUUCCUUUCUAAAUCCUUCAUCAGAUGCCUGUAAACAAUACCAGGAUCAAGCAACUGCAGCUGAAGGCGACAUUAACCCUUACAACAUUUAUGCUCCCUUAUGUCUUUCUCCUUCACGUCCACCUCCGAGAUCUGAAUUCGAUCCAUGCACCGGUUACUACAUCGAUUCUUACCUAAACACUCCUGAGGUCCAACAAUCCCUCCAUGCCAAUAUCACUGGACUCCCUGGACCUUGGGGUGGUUGCAACGAUUCCAUAAGAAACCACUGGCAGGAUGAACCGGAUUCAGUUUUGCCAGUAAUCAAGGAGUUGACUACAAGUGGAAUUAGUGUUUGGAUGUAUAGUGGAGAUGUAGACAGUGUAGUUCCGGUGACAACAACUAGAUAUGCCAUAACUAAGAUGGGUUUCUCCGUCAAAACUCCUUGGUAUCCAUGGUAUACCCAAGACGAGGUUGGUGGUUAUGCAGUUGGAUAUGACCAAAAUUUCACCUUUGUGACUUCUUACGCCGGGAUUGGCAAUGAUCCUCUUACUAAACACCUCCGUUCUCGCCGCCCGAAAACGGCAUCAUGGGUCCAUUCCCCGAAUGAAGAGGGUUUUAAGUACGACGGAUACUCACCGGUUUAUGUCGGAUCUCAAGAGGGUUUGAAAGCGGCUGAUAAGAUCAGUGCAUUGCCAGGACAACCGGACGGAGUUGCUUUCGGUCAAUACGCGGGAUAUGUGACGGUGGAUCCAGAAGCCGGACGAGCUCUCUUUUACUAUUUUGCCGAAUCGGAAAACUCUUCUUCGAAGCCAUUAGUCCUUUGGCUCAAUGGAGGUCCUGGUUGCUCAUCACUCGGGGCCGGAGCCUUUAAAGAAAUUGGUCCAUUUCGAGUAAACAGUGACGGAAAAACUCUAUGGCGGAAUCCACAUGCCUGGAACACCGCUGCCAAUGUAAUAUUCCUGGAGUCUCCGGCGGGUGUUGGAUUUUCUUAUUCAAACACUUCAACAGAUUACGUCACCGGAGACAAACAAACUGCGGCGGAUUCCUACACAUUUCUAGUCAAUUGGUGGGAAAGAUUCCCGGAGUACAAAACCAGGGAUUUCUUCAUAACAGGAGAGAGUUACGCUGGCCACUACGUUCCUCAACUUGCUCAACUCAUCCUUAAAAACAACAAAAUCACUAACCAAACCGUCAUCAACCUCAAAGGGAUUGCUAUUGGAAAUGCGUAUAUAGACCUUGAAACGCAAAACCGGGGCCUGAAUGAUUUCAGUUGGUCUCAUGGGCUGAUUCCAGAUGAAAUCUAUCAGGGCAUAAUUUCCAACUGCAAUUUCUCAAUGGCAACUCCUUCAUCUGAGGCUUGUAAACAAUACCAGGAAAAAGCAACUGCAGCAGCUGGCCAUAUUAACGAGUAUAAUAUCUAUGCUCCUUUGUGUUCAUCUCCAUCACAGACUCCACCUUCGAUAUCCGAAUUCGAUCCGUGCUCUGAUGACUACAUUGAAUCUUACCUAAACACUCCCAAUGUGCAACAAUCACUCCACGCAAAUACCACCGGUGGACUCCCUGGACCUUGGGGUGAAUGCAGCAACUUCGUUCAUGGGAAUUGGGAGGAUGAGCCAGACUCAGUGCUUGAUGUCAUCAAGGAGCUGACUACUACUGGUAUUAGUGUCUGGAUUUAUAGUGGAGAUACCGAUUGUAAUGUGCCUGUGACAACAACUAGGUACGCCAUAACUAAGAUGGGGUUCUCCGUCAAAACGCCUUGGUUUCCAUGGUAUCACCAAAACGAGGUUGGUGGUUAUACGGUUUGGUAUGAGAAUUUUACCUUCGUAACUGUAAGAGGGUCUGGACAUUUCGUUCCUAGUUACCAGCCAGCUCGAGCACUUACUAUGUUCACUUCAUUUUUAGAGGGAAAGCUUCCUCCAUCCACCAAGAUGACACCCACACUUGCAUCUGUUCUUGCAAAGGAGGAUUUUGACAACGUCGAGUAUUCGCCGGUUUAUACGGGCUCUCAAGAUGGACUGAAGGAAGCUGAUCGGAUCACUGAAUUGCCAGGGCAACCUAAUGAAAUUACUUUUAAUCAGUACGCUGGAUAUGUGACCGUAAAUCCAAUUGCUGGUCGGGCUUUAUUCUACUAUUUUACUGAAUGUGAUGAUAACCCUUCUAGCAAACCUCUUGUUCUUUGGCUAAAUGGAGGACCCGGUUGCUCUUCUAUUGGAAGUGGAGCAUUGGAAGAACUUGGACCAUUUCGAGUCAGUAAAGAUGGAAAGACCCUGUGGCAGAAUCCUUAUGCCUGGAACAAAGUGGCAAAUGUGAUUUUCUUGGAGUCGCCGGCUGGCGUUGGAUUUUCCUACUCGAAUAGGUCGUUGUCGGAUUAUGUUACCGGUGAUGAAGAAACAGCAGCAGAUUCCUACACCUUUCUUGUUAACUGGUUGGAAAGAUUCCCGGAAUACAAAUCCAGGGACUUCUUCAUUACAGGAGAAAGUUAUGCUGGUCAUUAUGUUCCUCAGCUUGCUCAACUAAUCCUCCAACACAACAAUAAAACUAACCAGUCCGCGAUCAACCUGAGAGGAAUUGCGAUCGGAAAUGCUCUGUUGGACAUUGAAACACAAAAUCAGGGGACGCUGGAUUUCAUGUGGACGCACGCACUCAUCUCUGAUGAAAUUCAUCAGUCCACAGUUUCAAACUGCAAUUUUUCCUUAGCCGAUCCAUUAUCAGAGGACUGUCAAACAGUCUUUGAAAUACUAUAUCGUGCUCAAGGAAAUAUUUUCCCUUACAACAUAUAUGCUCCCUUGUGCAAUUCCUCUGCUUAUUUUUCAACACCUCCUAAUCAAUCUAUACAUGAAUUCGAUCCAUGCUCUGACGAUUAUGUUGCAGCUUAUCUAAACAUUCCGGAAGUACAGCAAUCACUUCAUGCAAAUACUACUCAACUCCCUGGACCUUGGAUUACAUGCAGUGACUUUGUGGGAAACAAUUGGAAAGAUGCACCAGACACAGUUUUACCUGUCAUCAAAGAGCUCAUGUCCAGCGGUCUUCGUGUUUGGAUUUUUAGUGGAGAUACAGAUAGCGUAGUCCCGGUAACAUCAACAAGAUAUGCCUUAAGCAAGAUGAACUUGUCUAUCGGAAUUCCCUGGUACCCUUGGUACACUCAAGGAGAGGUAGGGGGUUAUGCGGUAGGAUAUGAAAACUUAACAUUUGUGACAGUGAGGGGAGCUGGACAUUUUGUCCCAAGUUAUCAGCCAGCUCGGGCAUUUACUUUAUUUUCAUCCUUCUUGGAUGGAAAUCUUCCACCUUACCUGAGCUAG